AUAUGUUCGAAAUUUAGAUUUAAACAAUUCCUAAUGUGAUACUACUCUGCUUGCUCACCAUAAUCCCGGAGAUUGAUUUUAAAGUACGAAACUCCAAUCUUUCUCCUUCCUCCCGGUUCCACCUUUGCUCUCAUAAGCUACAAGCGGAGGGAUGACCGUGACUUCCAAUCCGCCCCCUUCACCUUCUUUCCCUCCGUCUUUCCAGCCCUCCUCCACCCUGUCUUCCAACCCGUGGAACCGCAACCCCUCCGGUCCUCUUCCCGCCCACCUCAUGGGCGGGUCUUCCUCCUGGCCCCCUCUCCCCUCCUCCUCCUCCCAGAUCCGCGCCGCCGUCACCACCACAGCCGUGGCCACCGCGGAGCAAACCCCGGACGAAACCUCUUCAAUGGAGGUGAUCGAUCCCCCAUCAAUACCAGCCGCCGAGCUGAGCUCCGAUCCUUUGCCAGAAUCAACCCCUGAGCCUGAUCCUUUGCCAGAAUCAACCCCUGAGCCCGACCCAGCACCUGCGCAGAGACCGACUGCGCCGUCGGCAGAAUUCGAUGCGACGCCGAGACCCUCCGCUCCGCGGCGGCGGGGGCCCAACCAUGCUCCCCCGAACCACCAUCGAGGCAGGAAUCACCGGCCUCAGCACGGGAGAGGAAGCCGCGCCCCCUUCUUCCCCGGCGGCAAUGGCGGGAAUUUUAAUCUCCCACCAGCCCCCAAUUGGAACGGAGGUUUCGGCUUCGGCCAAAUGUGGCCACCGCCCCAGCCCAUGGGAUUCCCCCCUGGUGUUCCCCUCCCCAGUGGUCCCCCUCUAAAUUAUUAUGAUGUCAAUUUGCCUCCAAUUCCUAUGCCUCUGCCUUACUAUGUCGGUUCCUUCUAUCCAGAGUUGAGCAGUCCUUUUUAUAACUUUCCUUAUGCGCCGCCCGGUUCUCUGCCUCUCGGUGCAGUACCUGUUGGUCACCAUGCGCC
This is a messenger RNA of Elaeis guineensis (African oil palm), 951 nucleotides long. The record is from RefSeq and is a predicted model, not a curated record. NCBI's taxonomy places the organism in Eukaryota, Viridiplantae, Streptophyta, Magnoliopsida, Arecales, Arecaceae.